GAGCCCAUCAAAAGUUUUCUCUUUUAAUAAGUGUAUCAAUGAUCUACUUUUGAUCUUGUUGCAUGUUUUUUCACUAUAAAAAUUAGUUUUUAUAAGGAAUCAUGGUGGAAGCUAGUAAGCUGAUGUUUGAUAAGGCCUGUGGGGACUGUGCAUGCUCUGAACUCAUUCAUCCCUGGACGUACAAAUGUUCAGAUGCUACUACAACAAUGCUGCUUAGCUGUAUUAGAGGCAGUUAUAAAUUCUAUGCCAUGGUGUACCUUAUCCAAAUCCUUAUGAAAGGAAAGAAGUUAGGCAAAAAAGAGAUGCUGGAGCAAUUCAAACUCUACCUGAAAUCUGGAGUGUUUGGCCUUACGGUUGGAUGUUCGUUUGUGACACUCAACUGUAUUUUUAGGAAACUGUUCUUCAACGAGUUCACCUACUACAAAACAGUCCUGCUGCCUUGCACGGUCAGCGGUCUAGCGGUAUACUGCGAACCGCCUUAUAGAAGAGUUAUGGUUCUCAACCUUUUUGUUAAUUUGGUAUUCGAAUACUGGCUUCGCACUUUAGAAAUGAAAGGCUGGUUGCGGCGCUCUCCUGCUAGAGAGACUUUCAUCUUCAUGCUUGGCAGCGCUGUCUUCUUCUACUUCAUGAGGAAAGAAAAGGAGAACGACAAGAGAACACCUAUCUUUUGGUUUUUCUCGCCCCCUCGCGUUUCUAAGGAGGUCGGCAAACCUGUUGAAGGUUUCGGGGGCCGGGGCGACGCGUGUCCACAUCGAGGGCCGUGUCUUAACUAUGUUAUAAAGGGCACUGCGCAAUUGUUUGGUGUGGGAUGCGCGAUGACGAUGCUUCGUACGAUCAUACCGAAAAUACUCACUCCCUCGAAGGCAUUCAAGUCAUUGAAACUCUCGCACUUGAAGCUUGGUCUCUUUUUCGGCGGUUAUAUUGGUAUUUAUCGGUUAAUAGUGUGCCUGUUAUGUCGAGCUAACGGUAGAGACAGCGCGCUAUAUGCUCUACCCGCCGGUUUCCUCGCCGGUGCGGCAUUUAGAGCUUCGCCUUCCACGCCCAUUGCUUUAGCGCCUCUCACUUCUACGUUACAGAUACUCGGGUCCUGGGGUUACCAGAAAGGACUGAUACCAGAGCAUUGGCCGCUCGUAGAACUUCUGUACUGCCUAUGCCAAGGGCUGUUAUUCCACGCGCGAGUGAUGCACGAGGAUGUAUGCCCACGUUACAUUAUCAACUUGAUGCAUACUGUUACCAGCGCUAAGGCGGACGAAGUUCAAGCUGCUUUUAUACAGAAAAUUUUACGAUCGACGUGAGGUUUUUUUGAUUAAGUACAAUUUUAACAGUACCAUAUUUAUUGAUGAGUAAUUUAAAUAUAUUGUGCUUGUUUUUAUUUUAAAUGGCUUAUUUACAUUGGUUGAAAGACA
Molecule: messenger RNA, 1406 nt
Organism: Hyposmocoma kahamanoa
Lineage: Eukaryota; Metazoa; Arthropoda; Insecta; Lepidoptera; Cosmopterigidae
Product: transmembrane protein 135-like
Exons: 9
Coding region: 102-1295 (397 amino acids)
Source: RefSeq, a predicted model, not a curated record